Carcharodon carcharias (great white shark) is the source of this 975-nucleotide messenger RNA. It is a transcript of the gene nit1, whose product is annotated as nitrilase 1. The annotation marks the transcript as partial. The transcript is spliced from 5 exons. NCBI's taxonomy places the organism in Eukaryota, Metazoa, Chordata, Chondrichthyes, Lamniformes, Lamnidae. The record is from RefSeq and is a predicted model, not a curated record.
CCAGGAAGGGCCAGGUGUCCGGGCCGGGCGCCUGUGUGGGCCUCGGCAGGAAAGGAGAGGAGCCGGACGAACCGGAACGCCCCACCCUCGGCUUGUCCGACACAAUUAAACCGGUGAAGGGUGAUGUGAAGCUUUCCUUUGCGAUCUUGGAAGAGACCGGGGAUUUUUUUCUUCUUUCCACCACCACCACCACCACCACCACCACCAACCAAACCCCGCGAAGCAGGCGAAGCGGUCGGACGGCCAAAUCUGGUCAGGACCCAGCAGCCGCGGGGUUUCCCGGGGGCUUCCUGCAGGGGCGGCGGCCGCCAUAUUUUGUUUCCCCCUCUCCUCAUGUUCCCUCGAUCCUUCUUUAAGAGGCGUUUCUGGCUGCGAGGCGUGGCCGCCAUGAGGAAGAGUUUAAUCGGAGUUUGCCAGUUGAAUUGCACAGGAGAUAAGGAGAGGAACUUUGCCGAGUGCCAGGGUUUGGUGAGGGAGGGAGCUGAACGAGGGGCAAAGCUCCUCUUCCUCCCCGAGGCGUUUGACUACGUGGCCUCCUCCCAGGAGGAGACCCUCAGCAAAGCAGAGACAUUGGAUGGAGACCUCAUCCAGCGAUACCUCCAGCUGGCCAGGGAGACCGGACUCUGGCUGUCUCUGGGAGGCUUCCACGAGCGAAGCCGGGACUGGGAGCGGGAUCGUCGGAUCUACAAUGCUCACAUCCUCGUCAACAACUUGGGAGGGAUCGAAGCCGUCUAUCGCAAAACCCACCUCUUUGACGCAGAGCUGAAAGGCCGGGUCUCGAUGAAGGAAAGUGACUUCACCAUUCCUGGACCUGGGAUCGAGCCGCCCGUCAACACACCUAUUGGAAAGGUGGGUCUCUCGAUCUGCUACGACCUUCGUUUUCCAGAAGUAUCCCAGGUAUUGACUCACGCAGGAGCAGAAGUCUUGACAUUCCCAUCAGCAUUCACUGUGACAACCGGACGAGCUCAUUGGGAG